Molecule: messenger RNA, 440 nt
Organism: Cetraspora pellucida
Lineage: Eukaryota; Fungi; Glomeromycota; Glomeromycetes; Diversisporales; Gigasporaceae
Source: the annotation of a GenBank genome assembly
UGCCAACACCUAGAAGUAAUGCUGUUUCGAGUUACGGUGCUCCAUGUGGUCUAAAUUAUACUGUGGUUAAUCAAACCACCAUUAGCACUUUUCCUAUAAAGGGUAAUGUUACACUCGACUUGCUCCAUGCUACCAAUGGUACUUUGUUCUAUUAUUAUUCUACCGAUGGCAUUAAUUUCGUUCUAGUGGCAGAUUCAAAGAAAUAUAUUAUAACUAAUCCAACGGGCGAAAAUGUAACAACUUCCGUUGAUUUGUCUAAAGCCGGUGCAACUGUUGGCAGUCAAGGUAUUCUUCAAUCAGUUUAUCUUGAGGGUAAUAAUACUUCUCCAACCAAUACGACAUUGUACGAAUGUGCUGAUAUUAAGAUCACUGCGGAAGGUACUCCUCCAGGCCCUGUCGCAAAUGUAAAUCAAAGCGCUGGUUCUAUUAAUGUUCCCCAA